GUUACUCCAGUACUUGAACGCACCAGAGCCACCGCGCUAACACAGAUGAUUCUGUCGUCCUUAGUGGCUUCUUAACGGACACUGACAGCAGAUGACACAAUAACCAACACGAAUCGACUACACGUUUCAAGAAAAUGAUUCCAGAACUAAACAACCCAUCAGUAUGUAUGAGGGACCCUCAGAGAGUCCAGGACAUCCUGAUGUCUAUGCAGAAGUCUGGCUCCAACACCCUACAGGUGAUUUCAGAUUUUGAUAUGACCCUCACAAGAUUUGCAUAUGAAGGAAAACGAUGUCCAACUUGUCACAAUAUUCUUGACAACAGCAAACUAAUCUCCAAUGAUUGCAAAGAAAAGCUAAAGGAGCUGCUAAACACAUACUACCCCAUAGAGAUCGACUCAUCCAGGUCAAUAGAGGAAAAGCUGCCCCUCAUGGUGGAGUGGUGGACAAAGGCCCACGACCUACUGGUAGAACAGAGGAUCAGGAAAGACCUGCUGGCCACAGUGGUUCGGGAGUCUGAAGCCAGGCUGAGGGAGGGUUUCCAGCUCUUCUUCAACCACCUGCAUGAGCACAGCAUACCUCUACUCAUCUUCUCCGCCGGCAUAGGGGACAUUCUGGAAGAGGUGAUUCGCCAAGCUGGGGUUUUCCACUCCAAUGUCAAGGUCUUCUCCAAUUACAUGGACUUUGAUGAAUCUGGAGUGUUGAAGGCCUUUAAAGGAGAGCUGAUCCACAUCUAUAAUAAAAGAGAAGGCGCUCUGCUCAACACCGGCCAUUUCCAGGAGCUGAGGACACGACCCAAUGUGCUGCUGCUUGGAGACUCACUAGGAGAUCUGACCAUGGCCGAUGGAGUACAGGACAUGGAGAACAUCCUCAAGAUUGGCUUUCUUAAUGAUAAGGUGGAGGAGAGGAAGCAGUCAUAUUUGGACUCAUAUGACAUUGUGUUGGUAAAGGAUGAGACCUUAGAAGUCCCCAACGCUGUACUUCUCUACCUCACUGGCAAUAAGUAACUGAAAUGGUUUCGUAUUGGACGUUACAGUGCCAUCACCUGAGGAGGCCUCCACUCAGAAAAGUGCCAGUCAAAGGCUUAUUCACAACCAGCUAAGAAUGUUUCAUGUUCUUUUUUUUUUUUUUUUGUUAUUUUACUAAAAGUAACAGAAUCAGUCUGGGCGCCAGACUUUAACAUAUCCACUCCAGGAAAAACAAACAAAGCAAACCUCACAUCAGCAUGUCACCUCUUUGUCCAUUUGCCUUCCUCUCAUGUUUAAGGUAAUCCUGCUAUUGGACUAAACUGUAUGUGAUGGGGGUCAAAGGUCUCACACAACUUGCACUGUGCAGCAUGGAAAGUGUGCAUGUGGUUAUGGGUGUUUUUUUUUUAAUAAUAUGCUUGGGGGACAGAUGGUUUUGUCAGUUUAUGAAGAUGUUACAACAAAGGGAAAGAAAAACGCACAACAGGAUUUCACAUAUUAUUGAGUCUGAAACUGUUCUCCAACUCAUUACAAUAAAGCUCCUCAACAGCUGGUUUUAACCUCAAACCGCACCUUUUAAAAACAUGUUUGGCCUUGUUCUAUUUUGUUGAAAAAGUCACUUAAUUUGGAUUUGUAGCUGUAUUGUCACACAGGAUGUAUUUUAUAUGACAACUGGUUCUGGAACACUACGGUGCUACUAAACAUUAAACUGACAACUAGGUUUUAUUAAACAUUUAUGAGAACCAGAUUGCUGCCUCAUA
Sphaeramia orbicularis (orbiculate cardinalfish) is the source of this 1723-nucleotide messenger RNA. RefSeq names its product cytosolic 5'-nucleotidase 3. Gene Ontology annotation, molecular function: 5'-nucleotidase activity; magnesium ion binding. Gene Ontology annotation, cellular component: cytoplasm. Bases 135 to 1004 code for a protein of 289 amino acids. The record is from RefSeq and is a predicted model, not a curated record. Lineage: Eukaryota; Metazoa; Chordata; Actinopteri; Kurtiformes; Apogonidae. The transcript is spliced from 9 exons.